Panicum hallii is the source of this 1398-nucleotide messenger RNA. Its product is annotated as thioredoxin-like protein HCF164, chloroplastic. Gene Ontology annotation, biological process: cytochrome b6f complex assembly. NCBI's taxonomy places the organism in Eukaryota, Viridiplantae, Streptophyta, Magnoliopsida, Poales, Poaceae. The transcript is spliced from 5 exons. The coding region runs from base 120 to 899 and encodes 259 amino acids. Gene Ontology annotation, cellular component: chloroplast thylakoid membrane. The record is from RefSeq and is a predicted model, not a curated record.
CCUCCGCCUCCGGGUACCAGGUUUGACUCCGGCGGCUCGUGGAGUCGUGGUCUUGCUCUGCUGCCUUCUGCCCUUCUCCCUCCCGAGCCUGAGCUGCGAAACACAAGCGGUGAGAAGAAAUGGCGAGCGUGUCCUCCUCGAGGUGCUCCGGCCUUCUCCUCCCGCCGAGCCUCGCCGGAGCCCGCUGCUGCUCGCGUCCGUCGUCCUCCCUCCGCUUCCGUUCGCGGUGGGCCCGGCGCCGCCCGGGGACCAUCGCCUGCGUCGCGCCGCCGGACUCCGCGGAGCAGAAGACGGAUGAGCAGACUGUGAAAGCUGAGUCGACUGAAGACGAGGUUAAGACAACCAGCACGCCCCAGGAUGCUGGACUUCCAGCUCUCCCAAAUAAGGAUCUCAACAGAAGGGUAGCAUUACUGUCCACUCUUGGGGCAGUGGCUCUCUUUGCGUCGCAGAGGCUCAAUCUUAAUGAGGCAUCUCUUAAAGAUAUUGCAGCCAAUUCAGUCCCAUAUGAAGAGGCUCUUUCAAAUGGCAAACCCACUGUUGUUGAGUUUUAUGCGGACUGGUGUGAAGUUUGCCGAGAGUUAGCUCCAGAUAUCUACCAAGUUGAGCAACAAUACAAGGACCGUGUCAACUUUGUCAUGUUGAAUGUUGACAAUACAAAGUGGGAACAAGAGCUUGAUGAGUUUGGAGUAGAAGGCAUCCCUCAUUUUGCCUUUCUGGAUAAGGAAGGAAAUGAGGAAGGCAAUGUUGUUGGGAGACUCCCAAAACAGUAUUUUCUUGACAACGUGGUGGCACUUGCUUCUGGUGAUCCCAACAUACCUCAUGCACGAGUUGUGGGUCAGUUCUCAAGUGCUGAAUCUAGGAGAGUUCAUCAAGUUGCUGAUCCCAGAAGUCACGGCUAGUAAUUGCUGGCUCUGUGGGUACUGGGUAGCAGUAUAAUGCCAAGACCAUUUGACAAGAGGCGACCCUAGGCUAUACUAUUAACACAAUCAGUCUUGGCAUCAAGGCAUCAAGCUUGCGGGCGCUGGCAAGAGCUGGUAGGUUCCAUAAUAAACGCCAGAAGAAAAAGAUGGCCACAGCAAUCGUCAAUGGGGUCAUGAAGAUUUCCGGAUAUGAUUUGCAUGUGUGGAUUCUGGGGACCCAUCUUCAGCGUUGAUUUGUCAGUGACACGGAAAGGAUUAGCAUCUUUUACCGCAAAUGCUUAUGUACUGAGAUAGUAGUACCAGUACGUCAGUACAACCGCGGCAAUGUGUUACAGUAGGGUAACUGCCUCUUGAAAGCAGCUCACUCUCACUCGUUGCUCGUGCAACACGUUCUUAUGCUGCUUUCAGCCCUGAUCCACCUCGACCGACCAAAUCCGGCCUCCCAUUAUGGUCGCCAAGUCAUUUCCCUUUUGUGCAA